AUGGUUGUGACGUAUAAUUCGCGAAAUCCAGCUGUCAAACGGUUAAUGAAAGAGGCACAAGAACUGUCAGAGCCCACUGAACUAUACUUUGCCAAACCUCUAGAGGAUAAUCUGUUUGAGUGGCACUUCACGAUAAGAGGUCCUGAAGAUUCUGACUUUCAGGGCGGUUUAUACCAUGGAAGAAUUCUUUUGCCUUCAGAAUACCCAAUGAAGCCUCCAAAUAUCGUGUUGUUAACUCCAAAUGGACGUUUCGAAAUACAUCGGAAAAUAUGUUUAAGUAUUUCAGGAUAUCAUCCCGAAUCAUGGAGACCAUCAUGGUCUAUUCGUACUGCGUUGUUAGCAUUGAUUGGAUUCAUGCCUACUCAUGGUGUCGGUGCAAUCGGCUCACUUAAUCAACCAAAAGAAGAACGUCAAUUAUUAGCUCGCAAAUCACAGAGUUAUGUUUGCAGUAUAUGUGGACCAACUAACAAUUUACUUCUGCCCUUAACUACAGCUUCAUCAUCAAUGAAUAAAGAAGCCAGUGAGGCUGCUGCUCAAAUAUCUAUGAUGAGUGAGGAAGAAUUUAGGAAUAAGAAAGCAUUCACUAAUUCAAACACACCUACUACUACUACUACUACUACUACUGCUAACAAUAAUGAUCAUCAUACAAAUUCUCUCUCCGGCAUUACAUCACAAUCGAACUUAUCAUCUGGGAAUCUAAUUAAUCCAUCGUUAACACCGUCCACUUCUUCAUUUACUACUCCAUUUGCAAUGCCUUCUUUAUCUUCUCCUACUCAAAGCAAUACUGCUAACAUUGCUGAAAAUAUGAAUUCAUAUCUAUGGACUGGAUUUCCGUCAUAUAUGUAUCCUUAUCGAAAUGAGAAUAUACCACCACAAAUUGCAUAUUGGUUAUGUUUUCCAGUAUAUUACCCUGUAUCACCGUUUCCUAUGAAUGCAAGCUCAUCAUCAUCAGUAGCGACUGGAUUAAAUUCGACAACUGAUAGUGGUACAGCUAGUGGGGAACGUGUACCUUUAAGUUUUGGUGAAUGGUUAAAAGAAAUUCGAGAAAAAGAAAAAUCUGCAGGUACUUCUGUUCAAGAUACAAUAUCUCCUUCCUCUUCUUCUUCUUCUACUACUACUACCAUUAUUGAUACUACUCAAGUUACUUAUAUAUCACACAGCAAUGAGAACAUUAAACCAACAACUUCAAAAACAUUAUCACCGGCAAACCAAAGCAAAGAAGUUGUUGAUUCAUCAGAAAAUCAAGUUCAUACAAUAACUGAAACAGUUUCUUCACAAAAUAAAAAUGAAUCAGAUACUAAAGAGUUAUCUUCAUCCAGUAUAACUGAUAAAUCACCGGAAUAUGAUUCAAUGAAACAAACAAACUCAUAUGAACAUAAAGUUCCAGAUAGUCCAUUAAUUGAUGAUGGUACAUCAUCGAAAACUAUAGAUAACAGUAAUACUAUAGAAACUAAUGAAUCAUGUAAAGAGAAUAAAAGUGAAACACAAAAAACAGAUAGAUUACAUCAUAGAAUAAUGAAUCAAUCAAUGAAUACAUUAAAUCAUCAUGAUAAUAAUCGUAUAUCCAAUGAACAUAUUAGACAAUCUACAUCAUUUGUUCAAUAUCAUACAGCAACAGUAUGUGCUGUUGGUGUAGCUAUUGCUUUAUUUAUUAUUGUUAUGCGUCGAUUAGCAAUCAUAUUCCAAGAGGUUUAA
Molecule: messenger RNA, 1695 nt
Organism: Schistosoma intercalatum
Lineage: Eukaryota; Metazoa; Platyhelminthes; Trematoda; Strigeidida; Schistosomatidae
Source: the annotation of a GenBank genome assembly